Messenger RNA from Penicilliopsis zonata CBS 506.65, 1639 nucleotides. RefSeq lists its product as hypothetical. Gene Ontology annotation, biological process: transmembrane transport. Lineage: Eukaryota; Fungi; Ascomycota; Eurotiomycetes; Eurotiales; Aspergillaceae. Bases 51 to 1499 code for a protein of 482 amino acids. Gene Ontology annotation, molecular function: transmembrane transporter activity. The record is from RefSeq and is a predicted model, not a curated record. Gene Ontology annotation, cellular component: membrane. The transcript is spliced from 4 exons.
CGGUCCUGCUGGCGGCCUGGGCCAACUUCCUCGACCAGGUCCAGAGCCUGAUGGUGAACCUCGCCCUACGAGACAUCUCCCACGCCGUCCAUCUCACCCCCUACGAGAGCAACUGGCCUCUCCUCUCCUACUCGGUCGGUUAUGCCGCCGUGCUCUUCGUUGCGGGUGCCCUCAUCGACAAGACAGGCCUGCGCUUUACUUUCCUCCUGGGGAUCGCCAUCCUGGUCGGCGCCAAUGCGUUGUGUGCCUGGGCGCCCAACAAAGAUGCCCUCAUCGUGGGGAGAGCCAUCGCCGGGCUGGGAGGGGGAAUCAAUACCGUCUGUCUGAUCCCGUUGAUUACGAGCUCCUUGCCCGACGCAAAGGACCGGAAUCGAGGCUUGACCCUGCUGUUUGUCUCGGGACCGCUGGGCAUGGUGUGUGGGAUUAUAAUCGGGGCGCUGGUGACCGAAUCGUCUGUUGGCUGGCGAGGCAUCUUCUGGAUCACCAUGAUCCUCUGUGCCGUCCUCUUCGUCCUCGCCGUUCUUCUCGUGCCCAGUCGGGCACAGGAGCCAGUCAAGGAGUGCCGCGAGAGCGUGGAAGAGGCCGGUGAAGCCCGUUCCCAGUGCCAGCAGUCACAGAACCCGCCCUUUGACUAUAUCGGCGUCAUCCUCGCCUGCGUCGGCAUCCCCUGCCUCAUCUACGGCCUCAACGACGGCCCCAACCGCGGCUGGACCGACCCGGCCGUGCUGUCGACGCUCGUCAUCGGCGGCGUCUGUAUCCUCGCCCUGCCUGUCUACGACGGCUGGUUCUGUCUGACGGCCGACCCCUUCAUCCCGCGCGAGAUGCUGCACUCGGUCAAUAUGAUCCUCAUGACCUUCAACUUCCUCUUCAACGGCGGAGGCAUCACCGCCUGGUGGUAUCUCGUCACCCAGACUCUCCUCAAUGGACUGCAGUAUUCGCCCAUCCGCUCUGCUCUGUACUUACUGCCCGCCGCCUUUGCCUGUCUGGCCUCUGCCCCCGUGGCCGGCUUCCUCGCCAGCAAGCUAUCGGAACGCACGCAAAUCACCGGCGCCUGGGUCUGGAUGGCUGCCUUUUUGAUCCCCUGGGCCCUGAUCCCAGAGCACGUCAGCCCGGCCUGGCCCAUCGUGUUUGCCAUGUGCUAUAUCGUCGCCAAUGUGCCCGGCAUUGUGCGCGCCCAGGCCGCCGUGCUCUCCACCAUUCCGCAGUCGCAACAUGCUCGGAUUGGAUCCCUGCUCGCCAUCGUCUUCCAGGUCGGCGGGAGCACCCUGAUCGCCUUGAUGAAUGUGCUCGUCGCGGCCACCUCGUCGAACGAUUCGCCUGCCUCCGUCCUACACGGCUACCACAAUGCCGCAUGGUUGCUGUGUGGUGUCAUGGCCGCGUCGGCUGUCCUUUUUGUUCUCUUGUACCGUAAGCCGAGGGACACAGAUGUGCUGGCAGGGAGUGAGGCGGAAAGAAAUGAGGGUGAAAAAGUGGAAGAAUUAGGUGAAGUGGAAGAAUGAGGUGAAGUAGAUAAAAUAGGUAAAGUAAAAGAAUGAGGGUGAAAAAGUAGAUGAAAUAGGUGAAGUGGAAGAAGGAGGAUAAACUUGAGUAUUUACUAUAUUUUAUAUCUUAUUAUUUGUUAUAUUUAAUUUAUAACUAU